This is a messenger RNA of Drechmeria coniospora, 2853 nucleotides long. RefSeq lists its product as uncharacterized. NCBI's taxonomy places the organism in Eukaryota, Fungi, Ascomycota, Sordariomycetes, Hypocreales, Ophiocordycipitaceae. The transcript is spliced from 3 exons. The record is from RefSeq and is a predicted model, not a curated record. Gene Ontology annotation, cellular component: nucleus. Gene Ontology annotation, molecular function: protein binding; histone H4K20 methyltransferase activity. The coding region runs from base 1 to 2853 and encodes 950 amino acids.
AUGGAGGUGAAUGCCUGGAAGGGUACGGAGUAUGGUGUUGAGAUUUCGAUGCUCGUCACGUGCCAUGACCCGUGCUCAGCCAUGCUCGUGGAAGCCUCCAAAAUGGCUGUACAUCGUCCCCCGGCCAGCUGGAGCCUCGUGUUUCUGGGCUCUCAAGGCUGCACCAUAGCCGGGGGCGAUUCUCGCCUUCAUCGUCUUGCUGCCCACCACCUGCUACUACCCAUCUACUAUUACUCCUUUCCCAUUCCUGCCCCUUUCCUGCACUGCUCUAUUCGAGAAUGGCAUAAUUCCUCGGGUAUUUUUUACCGUUCCUUCCUGCGUGCUUUCGAGGCAGAGGAAGGCAAUCUCGCUCCUCCAUUCGAUUUCCUCUCCGCCAUUGUUCAGGCCAAGAAACGAAUCCUGCAAGCCAUCAUUCGCCCUUCUGCCCACAGCCCUGUCUCGCCAGCUUCUGCCAUCGGGGGAAUUCGAGUCAGGAAGCAUAGCGGCCAGGGAAACGAACCAGAUCCGCCAUUGAACAUCAUCUCGCUGCCGCUUGGCUCGACGACUCGAAAGGGGCCUCGUAGCGAGCCUGCUUCACCGGAGGUCCCUUGCCCUUCCUUGGCUCGGGUCGAAAUGCCGCUGCCCAAGGGCAAGACGGCCCCGGCGGGACGGCCCCGGCUAACGCUGGCUCAAUUGGCCGCCUACGACGACGUGCUGACGGACGCGCUCGUCGACCACGUGUUUUACUGGACGACGAUCCCGAAGAACCGAGCGUCGUACCAUCCCUCCCGCGGCAUUCGCGAGGAGGCCAUGGGCGACAUCAUCCAGAACGAGCUCGUCCUCAACAAGGACACGGAAGCGGGUGAGCGCAGGCUGCUGGCCACCGACGGGCUCAAGCGCUUCCUCAACAGCCUGAAGACGGAGCGAGAGAAGGAGGACUUUCGGCGUCAUCUGCGGCGCUAUCUGCGGAUAUACCUACCUGAUUGCCCGUGGGAGAUUAGCUCGACGAACCGAUACACCAUUGUCAGCCACGAGGCCUGCGUGACGGCCCGACGGUACAUCAAGCGCAACGAGUCGAUCAAGUACCUCUCCGGCAUCCAGGUCAACAUGACGGCCGAGGAGGAGAAGGACAUCUCGUUGCGGAAGAAGGACUUCAGCAUCGUCUUCAGCUCCCGCAGCAAGUGCGCGAGCCUGUUCAUGGGGCCGGCCCGGUUCGCCAACCACGACUGCGACGCCAACGCGAAGCUCAUGACGACGAGCCAGGCGGGCAUCGAGAUCAUCGCCACUCGGCCGAUCGAGGUGGGCGAGGAGAUCACGGUGACGUACGGCGAGAACUACUUUGGCGAGAACAACCGCGAGUGCCUCUGCCAGACGUGCGAGAACGAGCUGCGCAACGGGUGGGAGCCCGAGACCGGGUCCGCCGUCGGCAUCAAGCCCAGCGUGGAAGAGGCCGAGAAGGUCGAGGCCUACUCGCUGCGCCGGCGGCGACGAGACGACAGCAUGGGAGGCAGCAUGUCGAGAACGUCGUCGGUGACGCCCGUCAUCCGCCCGCGAAUAUACAAAACGAGACGGAAGAGUAAUCCGUGCAACAACGGCAACGAGGCUUCGCCUGCGGCCUCCUCGCCGGCGCCGAGCGUGGCGACACCCGGAGGUCGAAAGCGACGGCUCGACGCAAUGGCCACGCCGCCGAUGACGCCGGCCAAGCGGCGAAGGUAUCUGGUGCAACCGCUCGUCGAAACGGCGGCCUCGCGCGGGAGCUCCGUCAGCUACGCCGCGGCCUCCUGCAUUGGCGGGGACGGAGAGGCGGCGGAGACGGAUGCGACGUCGCCGGAGAAGGAGAGUCCAGACCGGGUCAUGGACGAUGCCACAUCGCCGCCCGUGGGCGAGGGGAACGACGAGGGCACAGCGGCCGCCGCUCUCGGGCCACCAUCUCCCGAAAGCGUUCAGGAACUUCGGUCGCCGCCCUCGUCGCAGCCAGAGAUGGAGCCGCGCGCGGACAAGGCGGCACCGGUGAUGGAGACGACGAGGAUGACGGCCAUGUCGAUCGACUCGAUCCUCAACCCGCCCAUGGAGGAGGCAACACCCGCCCCCGCCCCCGCCCCCGCCAUUCCGGCCGAGGUGGAGAUGGAGAGGGCAAGCAUCGCCAUGGCGAGCAUCGAGACGGCCGAGGAUUCGGUCGAAGCGGUCGUGGAAUCGCAGGAGGCAAUUGUGCAGCAGGUCAAGGCUCGGGUCAAAAAGUACACGCGGCGGGUAUUCAUCAAGCAGACAACGCCGCCGGCGCGACACCGCACCCGCGGCGACUACGUGCUCACGCCGCUGCUGCUGUCGGAGCCCGAGAUGGCAUGGGUCAAGUGCACCAACUGCACCAACUUCUUCGUGCAGCAAAACGCCUACGUCACACGGGCGUCGUGCCCGCGCUGCGAGCGGCACUCCAAGCUCUAUGGCUACAUCUGGCCCAAAACGGCCAAAGCAGGAGCCGGCGACAAGGAGGAGAGGGUGCUCGAUCACAGGACCAUACACCGCUUCCUCAACCGUCACGAGGAGAACAGAGCACGAGGACGGAAAGCGACAGGACCGGAGGCGGAGACGGAGGUGGUGAUGGACGAUGGAGAGGCGGCCAGACGGAAGGCGACGAAGGCAGGCCAGAUGGAGACGACAAGGGUGGUGAAGAGGACGACGACGACGAAGACGAAGCCGAUGAAGAAGACGAAGCCGGUGAGGACGGUGAAGAAGAAGGCGGUGCCACAACAGAAGCAGGAGAAUCGGCAGACGCAGAGACGGGAGAAGCAGGCAGAGGCUCCGGCGGACCAUGUCGCCGGCCUUCGACGGAGCAGUCGGGUGUGCCGGACAAGCAGCAAGCUGCGGCAUCGAUAG